This is a messenger RNA of Elgaria multicarinata webbii, 909 nucleotides long. It is a transcript of the gene EXOSC3, whose product is annotated as exosome component 3. NCBI's taxonomy places the organism in Eukaryota, Metazoa, Chordata, Lepidosauria, Squamata, Anguidae. Gene Ontology annotation, cellular component: cytoplasmic exosome (RNase complex); nuclear exosome (RNase complex). The transcript has 4 exons. Gene Ontology annotation, molecular function: RNA binding. The record is from RefSeq and is a predicted model, not a curated record. Gene Ontology annotation, biological process: CUT catabolic process; TRAMP-dependent tRNA surveillance pathway; U4 snRNA 3'-end processing. The coding region runs from base 22 to 792 and encodes 256 amino acids.
CAACCGGCGGUUUCUUAAAAGAUGGCGGGGGGCGGCGCGUCUUUGGCUGAGGAGCGGGUCGGGCAAGUGGUGGUGCCGGGGGACGCGCUGCUCCUACCCGGCCAGGCCGAGGCGGACGGCGAGCGGCUGCGUCUGGCCACCAGUGGGCCUCAGAAGGGGCGGCUGGUGUGUGGGCCGGGGCUGAGACGCGGCGGGGACGGCCUGCUGGUCACUAAAUGCGGAGUGUUACGCUAUCGGGGGCCCGGCGGAAGUGUUUCCGGGGGGACGUACUGGGUGGACUCCCAGCAGAGGCGGUAUGUCCCAGUCAAGGGAGAUCACGUGAUAGGCAUAGUGACCGCUAAAGCUGGGGACAUAUUCAAAUUGGAUGUUGGAGGAAGUGAACAAGCGUCUUUGUCCUACCUGGCAUUUGAAGGUGCAACCAAAAGAAACAGGCCAAAUGUGCAGGUGGGGGACCUUAUUUACGGCCAGUUCAUUGUCGCCAAUAAAGAUAUGGAACCUGAAGUAGUCUGUAUAGACAGUAGUGGCCGAGCAAAUGGAAUGGGAGGGAUUGGACAAGAUGGCUUCUUAUUCAAGGUGUCAUUAGGCCUAGUAAGAAAACUCUUAGCUCCGGACAGUCAAAUCAUCCAGGAUUUGGGACAACUUUAUCCUUUUGAGCUGGUUUUGGGAAUGAAUGGAAGAAUUUGGGUGAAGGCCAAAACAAUUCAACAGACUUUAAUUGUAGCAAAUGUCUUGGAAGCCUGUGAGCACAUGACUGCAGAACAGAGGAAACAAGCAGUUGCCAAACUGUUAUAGAACUGACAAAAGGAAAAAUAUUGUGGUUUUUUUAAAAAUAUUGUACGUGGAAAUGAUAGGAUAUGCUUUUUAUUUUUAAUAUUUAAGAAAAUAAAUGUAACAGUUCUAGUAUCUUUA